GCAGAAGUAUCAUCAGCACAAAAUCUUCAUUUUGAUGAGGAAAAUUUUCCGUCCUGGUGAUGAAAAGUUAGCGGCAGCUGACAAGAAAAUUUUCUGCUCUACCGACUGACCGGCGGCCGAUCUGUUACCGACCUUCGAUACCGACUCAUGAUAAUACCCCGGGAACUUCUUUAUCUGGUGGCUCGCUGCCGAUAUUUAAAAAAAAACAAAUGACUGUAAAGGUAACCGUCAGUUACAAUCAUCAUGCUGCUUAGCCACGACUGCGAAUUAAAAAGCGAAACUGCUCCUAUACCCCACAGAACCCGUUUUCAAAAGUACGUGCAUCAGUUCCGUAAAAUAUUUAUGGCUUCGACGAAAAACCCGCGGGCGCAUCGCUACCUCAGAAAUCACAGCGCGAUUAUCAAUGAAAAGCGUCUCCACUUACGGAACAACACGUGGAUCAUUCAUCCCUUCAGUAUAUUUCGUCAAUGGUGGGAUUUCUUGAUCAUCAUUCACUUGGCAGCGAGCUUGCUGUUCAUUCCCUACCGAGCGGCGUUCGAUAUCCAUCGAUCCCGAUCGUCCUGGGGCGUGAUCAAGAACUACCUGUUGGCUAUCUGCUGCCUUGAUGUCUUCUUUAACUUCAUAACUGGAUACUAUGACGAAGCACGAGGGCAGGUAGAAAUGACCUGGAGACGAGUGUCAAGGCACUAUUGUCAUUCCAGCUCGGUUCCCGACAUCUUGGGAUCGUUCCCCACGGACUUGGUCUUCUUGGCUCGGUUUCAAAUCGAUGGGGAGCCUCUAGAUGUCCUACAGAAGCUAGCAAGUCUGAUGCACAUCUUCCGGAUCUUUUCGACCCACUCGUAUCUGAUCAGAGUCGCGGAGACCUAUGAUGUCUCUCCAGGUUACUUUGGGAUCUUUUGCUUCAUUCCUCUGCUGAUGGUCAUCCUUCACUGGCUAUCCUGCAUCACGUGGAUCGUCCCCGUGGUGAUGACUUCGAUUUCCUUGAUACGCCAGCCAGUUCCUGGAUCCUGGAUCAACCAGAAUGGGCUAUGGGAGAGAACGGGCAACGAAGCCUACUGGGCGAGUUUGAUAAGAACAGUGACGAUUUUAACGAGAUCUGGAGUACUGACCAACGAGAUGCAGACCGCGGAAGAUCAGUAUGUGGUAAUGAUCCUACAGUCCUUCAGCAUGUUGGUUCUCUGCUAUAUAAUCAGUCACGCAAUGAGACUCUACAAGGCACGUAACUCUUCCCAGUUGAAGUAUCAAGCGACAGUCGCUCAAUUGCAGAAAUACAUGCGGCAUAAACAUCUUUCCCGUUUGGCUCAAAGGCGAUUUCUCACUUACUAUGAGUUCCGGUUCCAGAGGAGGUUUUUCCGGGAAUCGGAGAUACUGGGAACUAUUUCAACGCAAAUGCGUCAAGAGAUUAGGAUGCAUGCCUGCAGGAAACUGGUUGAGAAUGUGGCGUUCUUCAACAAUCUACCAGUAGGACUUUUGACCCGGAUCGUGGGUCAGCUGAUCCCGGAAGUGUUCCUCACCAACGAUGUCAUUGUCAGGGCCAAUCAACCAGGCGACUGCAUGUACUUCAUUGCAACGGGCACGGUCGCUAUCUAUGGGCUCUCGGGGACCGAAAUUUGUCAUCUGGAAGACGGUGCCCAUUUCGGAGAGGUCGCUAUGGUCAUGCCCAAUGAACGUCGGGUCGCGACUGUCGUUGCCGUUGAAGUCUGCGAGCUCUACAAACUGGAGAGAAGUGAUUUCAUGAGGACUAUUUACCCAUAUCCGGUUUUGUGGGAGAGAAUUAAGAAGAUUGCCGUCGAAAGGCACGAGAAGACUUUGACUAUUGACGCGCGUUAG
Microplitis mediator is the source of this 1830-nucleotide messenger RNA. Its product is annotated as potassium/sodium hyperpolarization-activated cyclic nucleotide-gated channel 1-like. Bases 244 to 1830 code for a protein of 528 amino acids. Gene Ontology annotation, molecular function: monoatomic ion channel activity. NCBI's taxonomy places the organism in Eukaryota, Metazoa, Arthropoda, Insecta, Hymenoptera, Braconidae. Gene Ontology annotation, biological process: transmembrane transport; monoatomic ion transport. The record is from RefSeq and is a predicted model, not a curated record. Gene Ontology annotation, cellular component: membrane. The transcript has 3 exons.